AAUGUGAAGCUGAUGUGACACCCCAGAGCAGUACUCCUCUCCUCUCUCAGCGACAAGAUGGACUCCAUCUUGGACCUGGCAUGGUCAUGUCUUGCCCCAUUUGACAAAAAGAUAAGCUCCAAUGAUGUUACUGAUUCCGUGAAAUAGUUUCUGAAGCUGGAAAAUGAUGUUUAGGGCUCAGAAACAGCAACCGGUGAGGAAUCCUCAUGUUUUUUAGUGGUUCCUGUGAGUUCUCCAGAUCAGUGAGGGUAAGAAGAAGUCUCCAUAAUCCAAAGCCUUAGCUGAGGAUAUCUGGCCAUUUGGUGGAUGAACUGGAUCUCUGUGUUGCUGUUCGUAGAAGUGUUGGAAGAAAUUUUCUUUGUCUGUUCUAAGUUCAUAUACAAGACCAUUUGCAGACCAGAAGAGAAAAGAGCAGUGAAUGGAUUGUGAUAGGGAGGAGGCCCUUAAGGCCAAAGAAACUGCCGAAAGGAAAUUCAACAAUAAGGACGUCAAGGGUGCCAAAAAGUUGGCUCUGAAGGCUCAAAAUCUCUUCCCGUCGCUUGAAGGCAUAAGCCAAAUGAUCACAACACUGGAUGUUUAUCUUGCGGCAGGAAAGAAGAUUAAUGGGGAGAGUGACUGGUAUGCAAUUCUCUCCGUGGAUGCCACUGCAGAUGAAGAGACACUGAAGAAACAUUAUAGGCAGUUAGCCCUCCAGCUGCACCCUGACAAGAACAAAUCCGUAGGAGCAGAAGGUGCUUUCAAACUCAUCUCUGAGGCUUGGAAUGUAUUUUCUGAUAAGAAUAGGAAAAUGGCAUAUGACCAGAUGAGAAAUGUCGAUGGUUUAGAAAGCAGAGCUUCACAACCACAUAGAGAUUGUUCUGUUCAUAAUACUGUCAAUGGUUUCUACUCAUCUUCCAACACAACAUCCGGCAAAAGAGCUCGAAAGAGAAAAACUGGUUCUGCUCCAUCUGCUGCCCCUCCUCAACCUCAUCCAAUAAAUUUGAACACGUUUUGGACAUCUUGCAACUGCUGCAGGAUGCAGUAUGAAUACCUUAGGACUUACCUUAAUCACAAUCUUUUAUGUCCCAACUGUCAUCAGGCCUUCAUGGCUAUCGAGAUAGGAAUUCCAGGUAAUGCAGCAAAUUCUUCUAUUUCAUGGUCAGCCAGGCAGCACGAACAUAAUUCAAACUAUAAGUACACAAUAAAGAAUGGUUAUAGUUCUGGGUUCAGUACCUCCACUUUUUCUGGAACAGGUCAUACAGAAUUACAGCAUGGGGGAAAUCUUGACUUUUAUAACCAUCAUAAGUUCCAAUGGAGCUCUUUCACUGGAUCAUCUGGGACUUCUAGUACAACAGAUUCUGCUUUUCAGCCUGCAAACUUAAUCCAUAAGAAAUUUGGAAAAAAGAGAAGAAAGCAUGAGGCACAAGCAGCAGCUCGAAGGGAAGAGUCCUUCCGGACGGAUUAUCAUGUAUACAAGAGUGCAGAUGAUGGUUCUAGAAAUUACAAUGAUGGUCACACCCUAACAAGUUAUGAUCAGGACCGGUGUAUUUCUAAGGCUGCCAGGCCAGCAAAGAGGAGGAACAAUGGUGACCAAAGUGGUGAUUGUUAUAGAACAGAUGAGACAGAGAAUAUGUCUACAAGCAUCGAAGACACCAUUAAUCCUGAAGUUGAAAGGUCUAAUGGUGCUGUUGAGGAUCUUCUUAGAACUAGAAUCACAGCAAGACAGAACAACUACAUCAGGGAGUAUUCACAAGUCAAUAUCUGGAAAAUGCUUACGGAGAAGGCUAAGGCAGCGAUUGGUAUAAAGCUAGAAGAAUGGAACUUAGCUCAGGCAAACAAGUUGGAAGAAAAAGAGAAAUUAAGGCGGCAAAAUGGACAAGAAGCAUCUGCAAUAGAUGCAAAUACAGGCAAACAUGAUUCCAGCAUUAGGGAAUCUUCAGCCCAUGGCCUUGAUGUCAAUACAGCUAAGAAAGUCGUUAAACAUGUAUCCAUUGAUGUACCUGAUCCUGAUUUCUAUGACUUUGACAAGGAUCGCUUGGAGAUGACUUUUGAAGGUGACCAGGUAUGGGCUACAUAUGACAGUGAAGAUGGUAUGCCUCGACUCUAUGCCAUGGUUCAAAAAGUUUUAUCUUUGAAUCCUUUUAACAUCCGCAUGAGUUUCCUUAAUACAAAGUCCAACAGUGAAUUGGGACCAGUUAACUGGGUAGCCUCUGGAUUUGACAAAACCUGCGGGGAUUUUAGGGUGGGUAGAUAUCAAAUUAGUGACACAGUCAAUAUAUUCUCACAUAGAGUUAGAUGGGAGAAGGGUCCACGUGGAGUCAUUAGAAUUGUCCCUAAGAAAGGUGAUAUUUGGGCCUUAUAUAGAAAUUGGUCUCCAGACUGGAAUGAGCUUACGCCUGAUGAUGUGAUAUACAAGUAUGAAAUGGUGGAAGUACUUGAUGAUUACACAGAUGACCAUGGUGUGUCUGUCAUCCCAUUGGUGAAAGUUGCUGGUUUCAAAGCAGUGUUCCAUCGACAUAUGGAUCCAUUGGAGGUUAAGAGGAUCACAAGAGAAGAAAUGUUUCGUUUCUCACAUCAGGUUCCUUCUUAUUUGCUCACAGGCGAAGAAGCUCAUAAUGCUCUGAAGGGUUGCCUUGAAUUGGACCCAGCAGCAACUCCUGUUGAACUUCUUCAGGUUAUAACCGAAGUUAAGGAAGAUUUGGGGAUGGAGAUAAACAAACAACAAUCAGGUAAUUGAUUCAGAAUCUAUUAGGGGCAGUGGAUGAACCUUUGGCAUCGAACAAUGGACUUGUCACAAAAUGAAGUCUCAUGGAGCUUCCAUUCUCCAUUUCAUCAUCCUUUUUUUUCUCGAUGACUUGGACUAGGAUGCCAGGGUUGUUGACCAUUCACAUAUCUUCUGUUACAGUCAUUGUUGGGCAUAUAUAACCAUUAACUCUUAUUCCAAUAUGAGAUUGCUGGAAAUAGCAGUUAGUUUCUGGAACCUUGUACCUGCUAGAACCUGAUUUCCAUCUUACUCUUGAACGUCAAACCAUGCGCUGAAAGAAUUCUAUAUUGGCAGUUUUUGAAUCUAAUCUUCAUCUGGGAUGAUCGAGAGAAGGGUUAAAACUUGAUGAUUGAGGUCUCCAGAGGUACAUUCAUGAAUACAGGUCUUCGUGGUGGAUGGAAGAGGACAGGUCCUUCCCGAUCGGUCUGACUCUUUGAUCCUCUUGUAUUAUAAUGACAAUGGUGGAUCAGUAAUUUAUACUGCAGCGAGGAGCCUAUCAGGACCUGCAACCUUGACCAUACCAACGAAGAACAUGAGCUGAAGCCCUGUUAUCAGUGGUGUAAUCUACAGACUAUUAGGGUUCUCCACCCAUGCAACUGUCUCCCGCAGAAUUAACUAUGAAGUAGAAGAAGAUGAGUUCUAAAGGAUAAACGACGGAGACAGAGUUGACACCAUCAAUUGAGUACUACAUUUAUUCAUAGGAAUAAAGGCGACAGAAGUAAAUUACACGAUGCACGCAGCUCGUUCGUUUUCCUCUUCAGCAUUGUCUGUCUUCUUCAGUCCAGCCGCUGGGGUGACGGUGGUGGCUCAGGCAGAUCGUAUUCGGCAGGAUGAUCAAGGCGCUGGAUCUGUCCAGCUCGAGGAACAUAUGGCGACUGCAUCCCAUUUGGGCCUGAGGGAGCCGUUCGCUGCUUGGGAAGUAGACCUCGCAUCUCAUCGUUCUCUUCUGCAACAACACCGCCGGCGGCUACUUGCAGACGCUUGUCCUUGUCCCUACCGUUUUUUCCCAGUCUUGUUCCUGCUGCAGCAGUGGCUGUAGACACAACCAGAACCACCAUUACAACGCAAAUGACCCUUGUUUGCUCCAUAUGAUCUCUGCUAUCUCGAGGCUUUGGAUGAUCUCGUAUGGAACAGCUACUGGCCUUUUAUAGGCAGGCUUAUGGAGGUGGGAGGGAACGAAGUUUAGAGAGCCAUGGCAUCGCUUCCUCUUCUUUAAUCUCAGAAAACUUGUCCUCAUGUACUUUAAUUAGGUACGAUCUCUCUUCAUGUACUUUAGUUUUCCUUCUGAUCAAGGUGGCUAGCACUUGAGGUAGACA
This is a messenger RNA of Musa acuminata subsp. malaccensis (wild Malaysian banana), 4059 nucleotides long. The record is from RefSeq and is a predicted model, not a curated record. NCBI's taxonomy places the organism in Eukaryota, Viridiplantae, Streptophyta, Magnoliopsida, Zingiberales, Musaceae.